Messenger RNA from Cutaneotrichosporon oleaginosum, 2556 nucleotides. RefSeq lists its product as uncharacterized. NCBI's taxonomy places the organism in Eukaryota, Fungi, Basidiomycota, Tremellomycetes, Trichosporonales, Trichosporonaceae. The record is from RefSeq and is a predicted model, not a curated record.
UCAUCACCCAAUCCUUCCCCCCUCCCUCCCCCGUUCCCGUCCUGCUCCCCCCGCCACGCGCAGCUGGAUGGGCCGAGGGUCUCCGCCUUCGAAGAGGGUUCAUCCACCUGCCCCUCUCUCCAACCGAGCCACAAGUAGCAGUACAAGCCAAUCCCACUCACCGUCGCAGUUGGCCGACCGGUCCAGCACCACAAUAACAUCGUCUCAUCACGGCACCAUGCCGUCGGGGUCAUUAUCCGCUCCAACCGCAACUGGUUCAAGCAGACGUGAGCGGACUGCCAGCGCAUCCUCGGCAACGUCUUCGCAACAAGAUGCACGUGCACUGUCCACUCCGGUCACCCCUCGGCACCCAUCCGCUGCCACGUCGCAGUCUCACGCAAAGCCGCGUCGCGAGUCCCGCGAGUCAUGGGGCAACCCUCCCCGUGUAGCGAGCGCAAGCCGCAGCGCGAGUGCAGGUGGCUCGAUGGCUGCAACACCUGAUCCAGCUAGCGAACGGGCGCGCAGCACCGAACUUGACGAAGGCGCAAGGAAGAGGUGGGAAGCCCGUCGUCAGGCAUAUUCACAACUUGCCUUGGUCAUUUGCCAGCAGCCCCAGCGGGCCCGGUUGUGCUCGUUCAAAGAAGAAAAUGAGACGAUCGAUCGACGACCCGUGGAUCCGCCCCCUGUCCUCGAGCUCAUCUCACGCGAUGGUCAAUAUCCCGAUCUUCUGGACUCGACGCAGUUCUUCAUACGAGCAUCGCUUGUGUCAAAAGAUCCGGUCUCGUAUGAUGAAGGCAAGCCGUGCUACCAACCGCAAGUGACGCAGAGCGGCGCUGAGGCGACCGCUGGCGAUGUCAUACAGACCCCAGAGCGCCUCCGUCACAUGGAUGGCACACCCGGGGCAUUGUGCAUCUUCGCAAAGCUAUCGGUGCGACUACCCGGACCAUUUCGGCUCAAGUUCACGCUCUAUGAGACAUCGCCUGAUGGAUCAAGCGAGAUCUGCGACACUGUAUCAGACAUUUUCGAGGUCUACUCUCCAAAGCAAUUCAAGGGCAUGCACGAGAGCACGCCGCUGACGCGUCAUCUUGCCACUCAAGGCCUCAAGGUCAAAAUUCGGCAGGGCAACGAUUCGCAGGGCAAGGCUGGCAACAAACGCCGCGCGUCAAGCAACAGUCAAUUCUCACGCCAGCAGCAGCGUUCGCCGGCUUCUGACGCGUUGUCUCCUGUCCCACCCUCAUCGGCCAUUCAACCUCAGCCGCCUCAUCUGCGAUACUCGCAGGGCCCCGCUGGCCCACCAGGUGGACCAAUAACUGCACCCUCAUAUCAUUCUCAGCGUGGACUAGUAUGGCCUGGACACUUUCCUUACCCUGGGUAUCACGAUGAAAUGGGCGGGCACUCGGCAACGCGGCGCUCGCCCGGCGCCGUGGACGCGGACCGGCCUCGCAAGGUGCGACGCAGUAUGGGACACGAAGACGUGUACAGUGCCCACGACAUUCCGUCGCGCUUGGACAUGACUUUGCCCUCGCCCUCAAGCGAUCUCUCUGCGUUCUCGCUAGGCAGCGGCCGGCCAGCCAGUGCCUCAUCCGCGCCGCCAUCCUCGCGUCACGAUUGGGUCCGGAGGGAGUAUCCGCCAGGAGAUGAUGGGCUGCCUCAUCUCGUCCUAUCACCGCCACCGCCCCAGUACCCCUCUAGCUCGCGCGCGGCUCCGCCUCCGUCCCAUCACGCUGCCCGCGAGUUUGCAUAUCCACGACUGCCUCGCAUGGACUCUGCGUCGGGUCACCCGCGAUACCCGCCUGCUCAUCACCGCCAUCAUGCCAUUCCUCACCCUCACGAACUGCAACAUCACGCCUCGUCCCACUAUUCGCACCCACACUCACAUUCCCUUCAGCACUCGCAUCCGCAUCCGCAUCCGCAUCCGCAUCCCCAACGCCACCCAGAUCAUUCUCAGCACCGUCCCCCGUCGUCUCCCUCGUCGUACUCGCAUCACCCGCGAGCAAUGGAAUACCAUCACGGAUACCGCGCGGGCCCACCGCCGCCGGCGUCGCACUCACAGUACACCCCCGGGAGCCCCCCUCCCGUUUUGCCGCCCAUCCGCCACUCGCGUUCUCGGUCCCCUUCUCUGCCACGCCACUACGACCGGGAUCCUCGCGCCUAGCAGGUGCUGCAGUGGCGCUCGCGCGCUACUGCAACUACCUGGUGAGAUUUGGGCGCCGGCCGUACCGCCUCGGGUCGAGGUCUGCAUCUAUUCGACGAGGCGCGAGCCGUGGGUAGCUCGGUACAACACGUACCCGCGGGUGUGCACGCGGCCGGCAAUCAUCCCAAAUCACCGGCGUGUCCGCAUCUUGCGGCAGUUCCCUUCCAUCACGUAAAGCGCGCCCGACACUAGUACUGUACAUCUCCUUGUUUUUCCGCGGUCCUCUCCCUCUCCGUCCGCUCUUCGCUGGGACGCUCGCGGGGUGCUGGUGCUAGUCCUGCAAUGAAGGCAUACUUCUGCGCGCCCCCUUCCCGCCGCUCUCCCUCGCACCGAGUGUGUCUCCGUAUUUCCGUCAGCUACUUUGGUGAUGUACUCGUUAGUCA